AUGCCGCUCAUCCUCGUCGACCUGCGCGAGGGCUUGCUGAUCCCAGCGCACCUGGCGUCGGCAACUCCGAGGACGUCCGGACCGCGACGGCACUCGCACUUUACCAUCCCGCCGUCAUAUCACCGCGCCGGCCCCGGCAACAUCACCACCACCACCGCUGCCUCAGCGCCAGACGGCCGCCGCCGACUGAGUCUCAACCUCCCCCUGCCGCCGCCGCCCAACUUCUCGCCCGAGGACCAGGCCUACCUCCAGGCCCGGCUGCCCCUCCGGCAGCCCGCCUCGGCCGCCACCGCCGCCGACCACUUCCGCCGUUUGCCAUCGCUCUACCAGGACCUGGCCGAGGGGUGCCGCGCCCGCCUCGCACGCCUGCCCGCGGGGGGCCGCGAGUGGGCGCGCCGCCGCCGCAUGGCCGACCUGGCGCAGCGCCUGGCCGAGCGGUACCGCGGCUUCGCCCUCGUGCUGCCGCGGUCGUACGUCGACGAGGCGAUUGCGCGUUGGAGGGGGGAGCAGCCGCGCGCGAGCCGCUUCUGGGAAAAGGUCCUGGACGAGGUGGAGAAAGCUAACAGCGCGUGGUCCAUCGUCCGUCUCUGGAUCGUCCUCUUCGUCGCGCAGUCGACGCUCGUCGCCUACGCCUUUCGCUACCUCCCGAGUGCCAUCAGCAGGAGCGGCGGUGGUAGCGAGAACGGACUGCUGGGGGGCUUUGGCGGUGGAGGAGGAGGAGCAGCCAUGAUGGCCCAGGUCGCCCUCCUCGCGGCCAACGCCCUCGCCUACGUGUGGUCCACGACCGUCAUGGUCGAGAUGCUGCACGCGCGGUACACGCACGUCAAGGCGGAGGAGCAGGAGCUUCACGACCUCCUCGGGGGGUUGCGCGGGUGA
Messenger RNA from Purpureocillium lilacinum, 876 nucleotides. RefSeq lists its product as uncharacterized. NCBI's taxonomy places the organism in Eukaryota, Fungi, Ascomycota, Sordariomycetes, Hypocreales, Ophiocordycipitaceae. The record is from RefSeq and is a predicted model, not a curated record.